Molecule: messenger RNA, 513 nt
Organism: Penicillium pulvis
Lineage: Eukaryota; Fungi; Ascomycota; Eurotiomycetes; Eurotiales; Aspergillaceae
Product: MARVEL domain-containing protein
Exons: 4
Coding region: 1-513 (170 amino acids)
Cellular component (GO): membrane
Source: RefSeq, a predicted model, not a curated record
AUGCCUGUCAUCUCGCGCCUGUUGUCUAUUCCACUCCGCAUUGCAGAGAUCGCCUUUGCUGCGGUUGUUGUGGGUAUCAUUGGACAUUAUCUUGCCUCCUUUGACUCAAUUGAUCCUUGGCCUCAGGCGCGAUGGAUCUAUACUGAAGUCAUCGGUGGGCUGUCUAUACUACUAGGAUUGAUUUGGCUGAUCCCAUUCUCUUCUGGAUUCUUCUCUUGGCCUCUUGAUGUCCUGAUUUCCUUCGCCUGGUUUGCCGCUUUCGGUAUUUUGGUCGACGCCAUCCACCACCUGCCCUGUGGCAGCAUCUGGUCAUGGGAAUUCCGCGGUGAUUCUGUUUGCGCUCGUUGGAAGGCUGCGGAAGCUUUUAGCUUCCUCUCUGCAAUUCUUUGGCUCGUCUCUGCUCUCGUGGGCAUCUGGUUCACCUUCCGCAAGCGCGACACUACUGCCGAAGCCACCACUACUCGCCGUCGCUGGGGUCGCUCCCGCAAAGUCGAUGCCGCCGCUACGGCAUAG